Molecule: messenger RNA, 2269 nt
Organism: Phytophthora infestans T30-4
Lineage: Eukaryota; Oomycota; Peronosporomycetes; Peronosporales; Peronosporaceae
Product: insulin-degrading enzyme-like protein
Exons: 1
Coding region: 1-2202 (733 amino acids)
Biological process (GO): peptide catabolic process
Cellular component (GO): cytosol; mitochondrion
Molecular function (GO): metalloendopeptidase activity; metal ion binding
Source: RefSeq, a predicted model, not a curated record
AUGGACUGGAAGGUUGUCCAAGCGUCGUGGGUGUUGCCCUCGUUGCGUGGCAAAGGGUUUCCCCAGCAGCACGCGUCGGUGCUGAGUCAUCUCAUCGGGCAUGAAGGACAAGGCUCAUUACUUUCCUACCUCAAGAAGAGAAAGUGGGCAAACAGCGUCUAUGCAGGAAUCGUUGAAGAUUACGACGAAUUCUCACUCUUUGUAGUGGGCUUCGACGUGACGGACGACGGCAUCGAACACGCUGACGAUGUCCUGAAGGCCAUGUUCCAAUACAUCAACUUGAUGCUAGCGUCCUCGUGGGAAAAGUGGAUGUUUGACGAGUUGGAAAUCAUGUCCAAGACGCACUACAUGUUUCAGAGCAAGAACCCUCCUGCUGACUUCACGAGUGUCGUCGCCGCGAACAUGCACAUCUACCCGAAGCGUGACAUCAUUUCAGAAGGAGUUCUAUACUUCCCUUACGAAUGGGAGCAGGCUUUUGAGCUUCUAAAGCUAAUGAAUCCCGAGAAUUUGAGAGUGCUUGUUGCGUGCCAAACAUUCGAAGAGCGUACAACGACCGAAGAGAAAUGGUACGGCACGAAGUACCGAGAAAUGCCGCUAUCCCAGGAGUUUAUGGAAGAGAUGGCAAAUCCGGAAAAUAAUUGUGCGCUACGUCUGCCGUAUCCGAAUGCUUUCGUGGUGACAGACUUGAAUAUUGUGGGCGAGAACACCGUGGAUACCCAACACCAGCACCCGCGACUCAUUCGUGAUGACGAUUUUUGUCGCGUAUGGUACAAACCUGAUGUGAAGUUUAAGAAACCCCGGACAUUUGCUGUCGCGACAUUCCACUCACCGGAAGUGAAUCCUACUCCGUACAACUACGCGCUUUCGGCGCUUUUUGUUGCAUGUCUGAAAGAUGAGCUGAAUGAAUAUUCAUACGACGCUCUAUUGGCCGGUAUGAACUACAAAUUGCGUCUCAAUGGAAGCAAUAUCUACUUGAGUACUGGAGGGUACAGCUCGAAGUUACCCAUACUGGUUCAGCGGAUCCUGGAAGUCAUGGGUAACUUUGAAAGCCACAUUGGGGACGAGGCAUUUGAACGUGUGAAGCACGCCAAGUGCCGAUCCUUUGAGAACAUGCGCCUGGAGGAAGCGCACCGCCACGCAGUCCAGCUAGAGUCGAACUUGCUGCAUGAACGAAGCUGGAGCGUAGACGACAUCGUUAGUGCGAUCCGGACCUGCUCAUUUCGUGACGUCAUAGCACACUCGAAGCGUCUGUUUCGACAAGUCUUCUGUGACAUCCUCCUGUAUGGCAACUUAAACUUGUAUGCAGCGAUGGAUCUUGCGGGGGUCAUCGUGGAUCAAGUUCGCGCAUCUCGAGCUCUAUCCAUGCCGUCGUCGAAGAAGUACUGGAUUGGGCGACAGGUUAAGCUUUCCUGUGGAGUGCACGUCGUCUACAAACAUGUUCACCCCAACCCAGACAACGCGAAUUGCGCCGUGAACUGCAUCUACCAGAUUGGCGCGGAAAACUACAUGGACCGCGCUAAGUUGGCUUUGUUCUGUCAAAUUGUUGACGAGCCGCUUUUCGACCAGCUGCGCACAAAAGAACAGCUUGGAUACACUGUGUAUUCGACCCCCUCCCGUGGGAAUGGCGUGCAGUCGUUUAAGAUUGUGGUGCAAUCUAAUGUCGCCCCACCGGAAUUCAUUGAGCAACGAAUUGACUCGUUCUGGUGUGAUUUCCGCAAUACCUUGACGAGUAUGCGCUUGGAUCAAUUGCAGAAGCACAUUCAGUCCGUCGUCAAGGGCUACAUUGAAAAACCCAAGAGCCAGGAGGAGGAGGUGCAAGCUCUACUCGUCGAGAUUGCGAAUCACCAGUACGAAUUUGGUCGCAAGAUGAAUUUGGCGGAAGUGGUGCGUACGUUGCAACUCGCUGAUGUGCUCGAGUUCUUCGACGACUUCGUUCACCCUGGAGGUUCACAACGAAAGAAACUGAGUGUGCACAUAUACGGGAACGAGACUCGCCUCGAGAAGCUAGCAGAUUGCUCUGAAACUGGCUGGUCCACCUUCAAUACAGAAAGCCAAGCUGGUCUCAUGGCUGCUAUGGCUCUCGGCGCAUCUUCUUUCGGAUCAUCUGACGCGAAGACUGAGUACAUCAAAGACUCGGAAGAGUUCAAGCGUCGAACACCAUGCUACGAGGUACAAGUCACGUCUCUAGAGAAUCAACUGUAGUAUUCUAGUUGGUUAGACACAAUAAGCCGUUAGCCAUCAGCAACAUCUAACGUUGCAGCAUUGCUAA